Nanorana parkeri is the source of this 2151-nucleotide messenger RNA. Its product is annotated as ecotropic viral integration site 5 protein homolog. Lineage: Eukaryota; Metazoa; Chordata; Amphibia; Anura; Dicroglossidae. The record is from RefSeq and is a predicted model, not a curated record. The annotation marks the transcript as partial. The transcript is spliced from 16 exons.
GCGACUGUGUCUACACCUCUGUCACCGGGGCUGGAUGGGAAGGACGAGCUUCGCUUGAGAGGUCCGGGAAAGCGCUUCAAGGUGGCGACAGACAAGGUUGCAGAUAAAUUGAGUUCUACUCUCUCAUGGGUAAAGAACACCGUGUCACAAACUGUCAGUCAAAUGGCAAGUCAGGUGGCGAGUCCAUCAGCCUCGUUACACACUACAUCGUCCUCGACCACUUUAUCUACUCCAGCACUUUCGCCGUCUUCCCCGGUACAGUUGAGUCCAGAUGAGCUUGAAUUGCUGGCCAAAUUAGAGGAGCAAAACCGGCUGCUAGAAAUUGACAGUAAAUCGCUGCGAUCUGUCAAUGGAUCGAGAAGAAACAGCGGGUCUUCCCUGGUGUCCAGCUCCUCGGCAUCCAGUAAUCUCAGUCACCAUCAAGAGGAGGAUUCCUGGCUGCUCUGGGGACGUAUUGUCAAUGAGUGGGAGGAAGUGUACAAGAAGAAAGAGAAACAAAUCAAGGAGCUGGUCAGAAAAGGAAUACCACAUCACUUUCGUGCCAUUGUAUGGCAGUUAUUAUGCAAUGCUCAAAAUAUGCCAAUCAAAGAGCAGUAUUCGGAGCUCUUGAAAAUGACCUCACCGUGUGAAAAGCUCAUCAGAAGGGACAUUGCAAGGACGUAUCCAGAACAUGAUUUCUUCAAAGAGAAAGAUAGCCUGGGGCAAGAAGUUCUGUUCAAUGUCAUGAAGGCAUAUUCUUUAGUGGAUCGCGAAGUGGGAUACUGCCAAGGAAGUGCUUUUAUUGUGGGACUUUUACUUAUGCAGAUGCCUGAGGAAGAAGCUUUUUGUGUGUUUGUAAAAUUAAUGCAAGACUAUCGACUACGGGAGCUCUUUAAACCCAGCAUGGCUGAAUUAGGUCUCUGUAUGUAUCAGUUUGAAUGCAUGAUUCAGGAGCAGCUUCCAGAGCUCCAUGUGCACUUUCAAGCCCAGAGUUUUCAUACCUCUAUGUAUGCAUCAUCUUGGUUCCUGACUAUUUUUUUAACAAGUUUCCCACUACCGGUUGCCACAAGACUUUUCGAUAUUUUUAUGUCUGAGGGUUUAGAGAUUGUUUUUCGAGCAGGCCUCGCUGUUCUCCAGAUGAAUCAGACAGAGUUAAUGCAGCUAGAUAUGGAAGGCAUGUUACAGGUAUGGAACAGAAUUUUAAAACAUGAUACUGAAGAAAAUGUGAAUUUACUUUUGCAAUAUCACCUUUCAAUUUGUCUUAGUAGUCAACCCUUGUAUUUUGUGUUUUUCAGGUUAGAAAAGGAGUACACUACAAUAAAGACAAAGGAAAUGGAGGAACAAGUUGAGAUUAAGAGGUUACGCACAGAGAACAGACUUUUGAAGCAACGUAUUGAAACCUUGGAGAAGGAAAGUGCAUCCUUGGCAGAUAGAUUGAUUCAGGGACAAGUGACAAGGGCCCAGGAGGCAGAGGAAAACUACCUCAUAAAACGUGAACUGGCCACCAUGAAACAGCAGAGCGAUUCUUCCAGCACUGAGCUGGAGCAGGCUCACCAUGCCAUCAGCGAGCUGCUGCAACAACAGCAAUUGCAUAAAUGUAAUCCUCGCUACUCUGAAGAGUUUGUUCUACAACUGGAGAAAGAGCUGGUUCACGCAAGACUGAAAGAAGCCGAAUCUCACUGUGCUAUGAAGGAAAUGCAAGACAAAAUUUUGGAGAUCGAAAAGAAAAACAGCUCAUUCCCUGAUGAGAACAACAUUGCAAGACUUCAAGAGGAGCUCAUCGCGGUGAAGUUAAGCGAGGCAGAAGCUGUCAUGGCUUUGAAAGCGCAAAAGCAGCAGAUAAGGGAUCUGGAAGAUCACUGGCAGAGACAUUUAGCCCGCACCGCAGGUCGGUGGAAAGAUCCUCCCAAAAAGAACACUAUAAAUGAGCUACAAGAUGAAUUGAUGAGCGUACGUCUAAGGGAAGCAGAAAGGCAAGCCGAUUUACGAGAAAUGAAGCAGCGGAUGAUGGAGUUGGACACACAGAACCAGAUAAACAGCAACCAUCUGAGAAGAGCUGAGCUAGAGGUCAAAGGCUUACAAGCUAAGGUGCAAUGUCUGUCAGUACAAAACAAGACUCUGCUAACUCAGCUGUCUGAAGCAAAGCGCAAGCAAGCAGAAAUUGAAUGCAAG